UGGUGUAAAUUGAUAAAAUCAGGAAGACUGUAAAUUAUCACAGUGUAAUUGUUUAGAACACUUUUAAACAUUUUGAGUAAGAAAUGACUUAAAGUGUUUUAAUAGAAUAUUAUUUAGUACAACCAAUCCAGCUAUUCUUAGAGUUAAAACUAAUGGCAAUCUUUGAUAAGAAUGUGAAGGUGAAGCUCUAAUGUAAUCAUGGAAGUAUUAAAGAUCAAGGAUGAACCCUUUUCUGAUGAGGAGCAGGAUGUUUUGUUAGAUAUUGAAUUGGUGAUAAAUGAAGAAGAAACUUUUACAUUACCUUGUACAACAGAAGCUGAUUCCUUAGCAGAAAUAUCUCAUACCAUUUCUCAGUUUGAUGUAGCAGAAGACAAAGAAGAAAAGAACUAUGAUUUACUUCCACAGAAGACUGAGAACACAUCUAUCAGAGAGGAAACUGGACAAUCUGAUGCCUUACAACAUCAUGAGGUUAUUUCAAAGUUCGGUGACAUUGAUAAUGACUUAGAUUGUUUAAAAGAUAAUGCUAUUAAUGUGAAAAAGGAAAAAGAAUAUCAAGAAAACUUGCAAGAAAUUGAGUCUGAGUUUCAAAAUACAUCUGAUGUAAAGACUAACAAGAACAGCUGUGGUGGAAAUCAGUUUCUUGGUUGUCAUGAUUUAACACAAGAAGAUUCUCAUACAAAAAUCAACAAGUUGCAGAUGUCAAACACUGGUGAUAUGCUUGGUAAAAAUACUUCAAGAGAAAAUAUUCUAAAGCAGUUGGAGAUACCCUACUCUGGGGAGAAACCAUACAGUUGUGGAAUCUGUGGAAAAAGAUUCAAAGUUAAUAGGAACCUAAAAAUACAUGAGAGAAUACACAUUGGAGAACAACCAUACAGUUGUGUAGUGUGUGGUAAAGAAUUUGUGAGUAAAGGUCAUCUAAAGAAACAUGAGAAGAUACACUCUAUGGAGAAACCAUAUAGUUGUGCAGUGUGUGGCAAAGAAUUCCGAAUAAAUUAUAAACUAAAAGUACAUCAAAGAGUACACACUGGGGAGAAGCCAUACAGUUGUAUUGUCUGUGGCAAAGAAUUUGGAAGAAGUUGUAACCUAAAAAUACAUCAGAGAAUACACACUGGGGAGAAACCAUACAGUUGUGUAGUUUGUGGCAAAGACUUUGGAACAAAUAGUGAAGUAAAAAAGCAUGAGAGGAUACACACUGGUGAGAAACCAUACAGUUGUGUAGUGUGUGGUAAAAAAUUUGGAAGAAGUGAUGACCUAAAAACACAUCAGAGAGUUCAUACUGGUGAGAAACCAUAUUGUUGUGGAAUCUGUGGAAAAGAAUUUGGAAGUAAUAGUAAUCUAAAAAUACACCAAAAAUUACACAGUGGGACAAAACCAUACAGCUGUGUAGUGUGUGGAAAAGAUUUUGUAAGUAAAAGUUACCUGAAAAAACAUGAGAUUGUACAUACUGUAGAGAAACCAUACAGUUGUGUAGUGUGUGGCAAGAAAUUUCAAAGGAGUAAUAACUUAAAAGAUCAUGGAAGAAUACAUACUGGGGAAAAACCAUACAGUUGUGUAAUAUGUCGCAAAGAAUUUGUAAGUAACAGUAGCUUAAGAAAACAUGAAAAGACGCACACUAGAGAGAGUGUAGAGCUGUGCUCUGAUGUAACCAUGGAAGUAUUAAAGGUGAAAGGUGAACCCUUUUCUAAUGAGGAGCAGGAUGCUUUAUUGAAUAUGAAGUUGGUGAAAAAUGAAGAAGAAACUUUGUUACCUAGUACAACAGAAGAAGCUGUUUCCUUAGAAGAAAGAUUUUCAUAUGCCAGUUUUAAGUUUAAUGUAGCAAAAGAGGAACAAGAAGAGAACUGUAAUGUACUCCCACAGAAGACUGAGACCAGAGAGGACACUGUACAGUAUGAUGCUUUACAACAUGAUGAGGUUAUUUCACAGUUCAGUGAUAAUAAUGGUGAUGAUCUAAAUAGUGUAAAAGAUGAUGUUAUGGGCGUGAAAAAGGAAAAUGAAUUUCAAGAAGAUUUCCAACAAAUUGAAUCUGGGUUAGAAGAUACACCUGAUGUAAAGACUGGCAUGAACAACUGUUGUGGAAAUAAGUUUCAUGGUUUUCAUGACUCAACACAAGAAAAUUCUCAAACAGAAAUCAGUAAGACUCAGAAGUCAAACACAGGUGAGGUGUUUGAAAAAAAUAAUUCAAAAAGAAAUAAUCUAAAGCAAUAUGAAAUACCCCACACUGAGGAAAAACCAUAUGGUUGUGGAAUCUGUGGAAAAGGAUUUGUUUGUAAAAGUUAUCUAAGGAAACAUGAAAAGAUACACUGUUUGGAGAAACUAUACAGAUGUGUAGUGUGUGGCAAAGAAUUUGUAAAAAAUCACAACCUGAAAAUACAUCACAGAAUCCACACUGGGCAGAAACCAUAUAGUUGUGUUAUCUGUGGAAAAAGAUUUGUAAAAAAUCAUAACCUAAAAAUGCAUCAGAGAAUACACACUGGUGAGAAACCAUACAAUUGUUUUAUGUGUGGGAAAGAUUUUAGAACUAAAAGUGAACUAAAUAUACAUCAGAGAACACAUACUGGGGAAAAACCAUUUAGUUGUGUUAUCUGUGGAAAAGAAUUUGGAAGAAAUACUGACCUAAAACUGCAUGAGAGAACCCACACUGGAGAGAAACCAUACAGCUGUGGCAUCUGUGGAAAAGAAUAUGGAAGAAAGUUUAACCUAAAAAUACACCAGAGGACACACACUGGUGAGAAACCAUACAGUUGUGUAGUGUGUGGCAAAGAAUUUAGAAGUAAUUGUAAGUUAAAAAUACAUCAACGAAUCCACACUGGUGAGAAACCUUACAGUUGUGUAGUGUGUGGCAAAGAAUUUGGAAGAAGUGGUGACCUAAAAAUACAUCAGAGAGUUCAUACUGGAGAGAAACCAUACAGCUGUGAAAUCUGUGGAAAAGAAUUUGGAAAUAAUUGUAAUCUAAAAAUGCAUCAACAAUUACACACUGGAGAGAAACCAUACAGCUGUGUAGUGUGUGGCAAAGAUUUUGUAAGUAAAAGUUACCUAAAAAAACAUGAGAUUGUACAUACUGUAGAGAAACCAUACAGUUGUGUAGUGUGUGGCAAGAAAUUUCAUAGGAGUAUUAACUUAAAAGAUCAUGGAAGAAUACACACUGGGGAAAAACCAUACAGUUGUGUAAUCUGUCGCAAAGAAUUUAUUAGUAAUAGUAGCUUAAGAAAACAUGAAAAGACACACACUAGGGAGAGUCUAAAGCUGUAAGUGUUGGAUGAAAGUAUUUUGUUGUGAAUUUUAUUUUAUUUUUUCAGUUGUAUCUGUAGAUAUAAGGAGAGAAAUUGGUGGGGUUUGGUUGAGAAAUUGGAAGUAAUAGUCACAUUAAAGAAUAAUACACAAAGAUUCAGAAUAAAGAUAAAACACAGAAAUGUGAACCGUGCAUUGUUGUAAUGUCAGUAACAGAUAAUUUUCAAAGUUCCUUUGUCAAGAAACCUUAUUAGUUACAGAGGAGAUAUUUAUAGAUGUGUUUAGCAUCUGAAAAAGAAAUGAGAAGUGGCAGUAGUGGCCUAAAACACCAGGUGAUUAGAAGCUGUAUGGAAACUGCAGCUUGGAAUUUCAGUUACAUUAGUUCUUAUAGAUUUUAAUUACCUAAACUGUGAGUGAAAGUUCAGUAGCUGUUUGCUGACUGAUUAAUGUAAGCUUCAUUUAAAAAAUAAGAAGCAUCUUCACCCAUAGCAUAGUUUCAUUUUCACCUAUACUAAUUAUUUGAACAGAUUGGGGGCUGAGACAACAUAGAAUUCACCCAGUGCAUGUGAAACAAUGCCUUAACUGUCCUUGAACCUAGGAUUAGUAUUCUUUUAAAUGAUCUCCCAGUCUUCUAACAGUUGAGCCAAUGUAAGCUCCCCCAUAUGUUAUGCAGUAGAAUUCAUAAUUAACACAUGAAUGUCAAGAAAACUGAAUACAACCUUUAAACCUGAAAAAUUCUGAAUUCUCAAUAAAGGUCUUGUGUUAUUGAUGAAUUCUGCUUCCAUAAUGUGGGAGCACUUACUUGAGCUCACUGGGAGAUCACUUAAAAGAACACUAAUUCUAGGCUCAAGGAUUGUUCUGUGUGCACUAGGUGAAUGUGAUGUGGUCCCAACCACCAGUAUAUUAAAAUUAAUCACUAAAGCUAUACUACAGGUAAAGGAGAUGGUUCUAGUCCUUUAAAUAAAGGCUUGAUGAAACAAUCAACAAACAGAUACUAAACUUUUACUUUCCAUUCAGGUAGUUGAAUUUUUAUUUACACGUUCAGGUUGUACAGUAGUUCUUGUUUAGAAUAAGAUACAGAAAUGAAUAUAUGACAUGGUUGGGAAGUGUGUCAGAUCUUGAAAGGCAAGUCUGAUUAGAAUAGAAUACAUAAAAUAUUAAAUGCAAACUUGUAAGUGUUCUGUGUUUGGAUGGAAGUACUUGUUCAUGUGAUUACUAUUUUUUUACUGCUCAGGUUUUUUUACUUACGAAAGAAUAGGUGUAAACAUUUUACAAGAAUUAGGUUUACUCUUUGAUGUUAACAGAUCACAUAUUCAUAACAUUUACAGAAUGCAUCAGUUUUAUAGUUCAGCUUUUGUAGUUUUUAACUAGUUUUUUGUUAUGUAUAUCCCAUUUUAAUGUUUAAAAUAUAUUUUAGGAUUCCAAAGACGUUUUUGAAUGAGAAUUUCAAAGUUAAUGUAUUCACUCCCUCUUUUUGUAAUCACCUUUUUUUGACAUACACUCCUACUUUGGAUGAGAAAGUUACAUUCAUAUGAGAGCACUAGAGAGUAAAUUUUUUAUUUCACUUUUACUUUAUAAACCACCAAAAAACUGUCAUAUCACCUACAUCAAAAUUAUAUUUCCUUCUCAUAUGUGUUUUAUAAGUUAUGGUAAUCAAGCAUGUCUGUGUAUAUUGUUUUGUAUAAGUGUGUUAGCAUUAAACACCAAAGUGGUGAUAACCUGCUAAACUUUUAUUGAUAUUAUUUCUUUGUAAAAGGUUUCUUGCAUAUCUGCUUAAAUUCUACAAAUAGUUACAUUAACAUUCUCAGUAUAAAAUAAAUCUCAAUGAAUAUGCACAUUUUUUAUCAUAUACUACCCUUUAAUCAUCUGAAAUAUAAUGAACUCCUAGUUCAAAAAAAGUUUAUGAAUCCUGACAAUGUAUAAUUAACCUUGGUGCUUUUCUUUGAAUGUAAUGUAUAAAAUUUUAGGAAUAAAAUAAGUAAACUCACAAACAUAGCAUUACUGCCUGUGGUCUGUGUU
Molecule: messenger RNA, 5247 nt
Organism: Limulus polyphemus (Atlantic horseshoe crab)
Lineage: Eukaryota; Metazoa; Arthropoda; Merostomata; Xiphosura; Limulidae
Product: zinc finger protein 234-like
Exons: 9
Coding region: 199-3249 (1016 amino acids)
Source: RefSeq, a predicted model, not a curated record